AUGGCUUCAUCACAGGUUUCGGCAUCCAUUCAUAAACGUUACUAUGAGAUCGUCUCCUACAUCAGGCCACUCAUGCUCGCCAUGGACAACAACCUCAGAUGCCGGUUUACCCCUAUCAUGACAUAUCUCCAAGCCACUGUCUACUCCAUGUCCGAGCCGGUUGCAAUAGUUCGGCAUCCUUCGCGACGGCAACUGCCCCCGUCUUAUGCACGGCAUACACGGCAUGCCGUCACGAUGCUGACCGGUGUCUGA
Molecule: messenger RNA, 252 nt
Organism: Aspergillus luchuensis
Lineage: Eukaryota; Fungi; Ascomycota; Eurotiomycetes; Eurotiales; Aspergillaceae
Exons: 1
Coding region: 1-252 (83 amino acids)
Source: RefSeq, a predicted model, not a curated record